Molecule: messenger RNA, 1188 nt
Organism: Phytophthora nicotianae INRA-310
Lineage: Eukaryota; Oomycota; Peronosporomycetes; Peronosporales; Peronosporaceae
Exons: 3
Coding region: 1-1188 (395 amino acids)
Biological process (GO): mannan biosynthetic process
Cellular component (GO): Golgi apparatus
Molecular function (GO): alpha-1,2-mannosyltransferase activity
Source: RefSeq, a predicted model, not a curated record
AUGAUGAUACCGUCGCGAGGCUUCACUGACGAAUUCUACAAAGCUUUGGACCUUGUUUACCCUUACGAGACAAGCCCUCCUAAUCCGUACUUUCAUGCAUUCCCGGUGAGUAAAAAUUCGCCGGGAGAUGACGCUGCGUUAGUCUCUGGGCUACGAAACAAUGCCGCAGAUCGGGAUUCAUGGUCGGUGGAGGGAUAUCAACAUGAACUGGAUCGUCUCGAGGGGAUCAAGCGUGAGGCUAACGAAGAGACCGAGCGUCUAAAACGACUUAUUGGUGCUGCAGAUAAACUUAUAUCCGAAGAGAAAGAUCGACUCGAGGAUAAGCGCGCAGCCAGCACGCUGGAUAUUCGAACGCAUCAACCGCGGAAAAUCCGCAACAAGUUGAAGUGUAUGGGCUGGCGCCAGACCGGACAAUGCAAUCCUUUCGGCAAACGCGAGCCGAACUCGGAUCAUGCCUGUAACCAAAUUGCGCAGGGUGGUGUUUCCGGCUACUGUGAGGUAUUGGACGAGGAUACUGGUGAACUUUUCCGUGUCAUGCAGCUCAAUUGCUCUAGCAUUCGGGACCACGUGGUGUUUUCAUGUGCAGAGGCUGCUGAUUUCGCGAACUUUGGGUUAAUGGCUCAGGGCGUAUAUGAAAAUGCUCUAGCGCAGAACACGUCGGACCCAUCGAAACUACUGGGUAACAAUGGCAAUGGCAACGGCAUUGUCAUGGUUGUGUAUCCGAAGUUACUUUCGAGUGUCUUCGCAUCGAUUAGCGUUCUGCGGUCGUACAACUGCACGCUACCCAUCGAGCUGUGGAUAUCUCAACCUGAAGUGGUGCGCACGCCAAGCAUGAGGCCAACAUUGGAAAUGUUGCAACAGCGGUUUUCUAAUGUUACUGUGGAAACCAUUAUUGAUCCGACGAUCGCCGGCUUUUCUACCAAGAUCCACGCUGUUCAACACAGCAAGUUUGAGAACGUGUUGUUCCUCGAUGCUGACAACGUUCCUGUACGAGAUCCAACGUUCCUGUUCGAAACUCGGGAAUUCCGUGAGCACGGUGCUAUUUUCUGGCCGGAUUUCUGGCAUCCAGAGAAGACCAUUUUCAACAUUCAGCGCGAGUCGCUAUUGUGGGAACUCGUCGAUCUCCCUUUCGUGGACAUCGUUGGAGGUGCUGAUGUUCUUCGCGUACCAUCGCCCCAGUCACUUUGA